UUUCUGAACGAUUGCUACAUCUGUCUAAAUUGGCUGCGCGUUGCGAAUUUUGCAAAACUCUUAAAACUUUCAUUAUUUCCAUUGGAGUAGGUGUUUACUUCUUGAAAAUGCCUUUAAUACGUUCAGCAAGCUUCAGUUUAUUUAUUGAAAUAUUAGUACGUAUCGUGUUAGUGCUGGCAUUUUGUUAUAUGGAGACAAUGCCGCCUUUUGUCAGAGUGAUCCAUCGGCCAGAGCUGGAGUCAGAAUAUAAGUAUCCCAGGAAGGAGUCUUACGUCCCCGGUGGGGCUAUGUGGGCUAUAGUUCUGUCUGUUCCAUGCAUGCUAUCUUUGCUUGCUUGGGCUGCAUGCAAUGAUUGUAAUGAUGCUUUUGAGAUAUUACUAGCAUGGUCUUUAGGACUUGGGAUCAAUGGCGUCUUAACUGAUAUGAUCAAAUUAAUAUCUGGUCGGCCGAGACCGGAUUUCUUCUAUCGCUGCUUCCCUGAUGGAGUGGAGACAGAAGAUUUGCAAUGUACAGGAGAUCCUUUGGACAUUAUGGAGGGCAGGAAGUCCUUCCCGAGUGGUCAUAGCAGCUAUAAAUCAGCUGACAGGGUUACCGCUUACAACCUAUACGUAAAGGUGUGUCACGUUAAUCGUUCCGUCCCUCUCGUGCGUGUAGUGUCGUUCUGCUCGCUGGGCGUGGCGUCCGCGUGGCUGUGCGGGCGGCUGGGCGUGUUGUCGCGCCGGAGGGGGAGCGGGACGCGCGUAGUGUGCUGUCUCGCUCCACUCGUGGCGGCCGCGUGCGUGGCGCUGUCCAGGAGCUGCGACUACCAUCACCACUGGCAAGAUAUCCUAGUUGGAUCUACUUUAGGGUUUAGUGUUGCCAUAUUCUGCUACAGGCAAUACUAUAACCCGUUGUCAUCGGAUCUCGCUGGGGUUCCGUACGUAGUAUCCAACGCUAAUCUAAUCAAAUAUAUGAACGGCAAACCGGAUAUAAGUCCUAUUAAAGAUUGUAAAGAGGUCGAAUCUACCCCUUUGCUGAACGGUAGGAAAGAGGAUAAAUGGAUUUAGAAAAUAAAAGAAACAAAAUGUCUUUAUUGUGAUCUCUAUGACUCAGUGUUACCAUUUAAUGUGAGUAGGAAACUACUGUUUAAAUUGUGU
Diatraea saccharalis (sugarcane borer) is the source of this 1136-nucleotide messenger RNA. NCBI's taxonomy places the organism in Eukaryota, Metazoa, Arthropoda, Insecta, Lepidoptera, Crambidae. The record is from the annotation of a GenBank genome assembly.